UUGAGGUUAGAAUUUUUAUUCAACCUAUAUACAGUAUUUUUGAUAAACGAAUUCGGUUACGAUUUGAGUUCGUGGUUAUUAUUAAAAUAGAAUUUGAUGACAUCGAUAACACAUUUCUCGUUAUCCAGCUUUAAUCAUGCGGUAUCGUUGAAUAACUGUUAACGGUCAUUUUUUUUGAGGUUAGUUAACCUUGCAAUAAAAUCAACAAAACCAACAUCAUUAGCAACAACAAGAAAGAAAACAAGAUUUAAGCAUAUUAAUAAGAAUCGUAAUGUUUAUUUUAAACGUGUACGAGCCUUGAUGUUUAUAAUUACAUAUAUUCCACUGGGAUUUAUAUGGAAAUGGAUGGAAACAAUAGGAUUGCUUAUUGGAUGUCCGAUAAAAAGUUGCAGAAAAUUAACAGGAAGGAAUUUCAAAAGUCUUGUUUAAAAUAUAACUUUGAAAUAUAUGAGUUAGAUUUAAAUAAGAGUCUGGAUUCACAGGGACCUUUUGCAGUAUUCCUACAUAAACUGACAGAUAUUAUAGCUUUAGAAGUUCAAAAUGAUCCAAAGAGUAAAUUAUUAAUCAAGAAAAUUGAAGAUUACAUUGAAAAACACCCCAAUCUAAUAGUAAUAGAUCCAAUACCAAAAGUACGUCAACUUUUAAGCAGAUACAACUCAUACAGUAUAAUAAAAUCAACAAAUUUAUCUAAAUACGGAAUUUUUACGCCAAAUUUUUGUGAAAUUACAAUAAACGAUGCGGAUAAAGUCACAAAACAAUUAAAAAACUCCGAAGUUACUUAUCCAUUUAUUUGUAAACCGAUUCUUGGGCAUGGUUCAAAACAAGCCCAUCUAAUGUCAAUUAUUUUCAAUGAAGACCACCUGGCCGAUUGCAGAAUUCCUUGCGUCGCUCAAUCGUUCGUUAAUCACAACGCCGUUCUUUAUAAAGUAUUUGUUGUUGGUUCGAAAUUUCAUAUUGUUGAAAGACCGUCGUUGAAAAAUUUUUAUGAAUCCGACCGUGAAACCGUUUACUUCGAUAGUUGCGAUAUUUCGAGCGCCAAAGCUCAAAGUUGCUUGUCAAUACUCGACCCGGAAGAUGAAAAUGUUAUUAGAAGAGAGCCGAAUUUGUUGAUUAUACAGAAAAUGGCUGAAAUAGUUAGGAAAAAUUUCGAAAUGGAUUUAUUGGGGAUUGAUGUUGUUAUUGAAAAUACCACUGGAAGGUAUGCUAUUAUUGAUGUCAACGCUUAUCCUGGAUACGAUGGUUUCCCAAAUUUUUUCGACGUCUUAUUAGAAUGCAUUUCAAGUAAAAUAUUGUAAAAAUAAGUUCUUAACAAGAAAAAUCUAAAAGUGUAGGUUAAAAAAAGUAUUUUGUAUUACUUAUUUUUUUAAUUUUGUCUUGUUUUUACUUGCUACACAUUAUCAAUAGCAUCAUUUAUUAUAAACGUUUAUGGUAGCUAUAAGUUUCAUUUCCAGCUCGCAUUUAUAUUUAAUUAUGUACUAAUUUUUCAGGGCAGUAUCUAUAUAUAACUAUCUGAAUUUUGCUCGUUCCUACACAUUUCUAGUCAUAGGUACAUAUACCGGGAGAUAAAAGCGAAUACCAUUUAAAGGUUUCUUAAACCUUUAUUAAUCUUCUUUUUCUUAACUAUUAUUAAUAAUUCAUCUUUUUUGUAAGUUCCCUUUUUACAUUUUAUGUAAAUACGAAUCAAAUGCGUAUUUUGAUACAAUAAUUAAAAAGAAAUGUAUGUAUAUAAUUAUAAACGAUAUGAAUAAUACCGUAGGGAAGUUUGUUAAUUUUUAAAUAUUUACGUAUUAUACAAAUUGUUUCUUUUUUCUAUGAGGUUUUUUAUAUAUAACUCGUUAAAAGUAAGUACAAAUCGUUAUUGGGAUCGGAGCUAAAAAUCUGUUCUAGUCGUAGGAUCAAGCAAAAGGGCGAAGAAACAAUGAACAUCACAUCUUUAUUUUCAUAUUUUUGUAUAAAUUGGAUCUUGUACGACCUCAUAAGCGUUGUUAUUCUAAUUAAACUAGUCCAUAAGUGAUUUUAUGGAUUUACAACAUGCUAUUCCAUACAAAUCAAUUCCUAUGUACUUACUUAGGUUUACGCGAUUGUAUAUUUAGGAUGAUAAUAAUAGAAGAUUUUGUACUUUCAUAUAGUAUUAACAAUAAAAAUUAUUAAAACAUU
Molecule: messenger RNA, 2157 nt
Organism: Onthophagus taurus
Lineage: Eukaryota; Metazoa; Arthropoda; Insecta; Coleoptera; Scarabaeidae
Product: inositol-tetrakisphosphate 1-kinase
Biological process (GO): inositol trisphosphate metabolic process
Cellular component (GO): cytoplasm
Molecular function (GO): ATP binding; inositol-1,3,4-trisphosphate 5-kinase activity; magnesium ion binding
Source: RefSeq, a predicted model, not a curated record